GUUGGUUCUUUCAUUAUUCACAUCUCAUCGCCGCAACAAACGUUUCUUCUAAAAGCUCUAACAGAGAUUUUCCUCCUUUUUAUCUCAUCUUACAAGAUGGCGUUGCAAAACAUUGGUGCUUCCAACCGCGAUGAUGCCUUUUAUAGGUACAAGAUGCCGAGGAUGAUGACCAAAAUUGAAGGUAGAGGUAACGGUAUCAAGACUAAUGUGGUCAACAUGGUUGAGAUCGCUAAGGCCUUGGGGAGACCUGCUGCUUAUACUACCAAGUAUUUUGGUUGUGAGCUUGGUGCGCAGUCUAAGUUUGAUGAGAAGACUGGAACCUCGUUGGUGAAUGGGUCUCAUGACACUUCUAAGCUUGCGGGACUGCUGGAGAACUUUAUCAAAAAGUAUGUUCAGUGUUAUGGAUGUGGGAAUCCUGAAACUGAAAUACUCAUCACUAAGACGCAGAUGCUUCAGUUGAAAUGUGCGGCUUGCGGGUUUAUCUCGGAUGUCGAUAUGAGGGACAAGCUCACGUCGUUCAUUCUGAAGAAUCCUCCAGAGCAAAAGAAGUCUUCCAAGGACAAGAAGUCGAUGAGGAGAGCUGAGAAAGAAAGGCUCAAAGAAGGUGAAGCAGCUGAUGAGGAGAUGAGGAAACUCAAGAAGGAGGCUGCUAAUAAGAAGAAAGCAGCGACCACAGGUACUUCGAAAGAAAAAGUUUCGAAGAAGAAAGAUCAUUCUCCUCCUCGAAGCCAGUCUGAUGAAAAUGAGCAAGCAGACAGUGAAGAAGAUGAUGACGAUGUCCAGUGGCAAACAGAUACUUCCAGGGAGGCUGCUGAGAAACGUAUGAAAGAACAGCUGAGCGCUGCAACAGCUGAUAUGGUGAUGCUGUCUACAAUUGAAGAAAAAAAGCCAGCAGUUCAGGUGAAGAAGGCACCAGAAGCAGUGCAUGAGAAUGGCAAUAGCAAGAUCCCUGAAAAUGCUCAUGAAAAGCUUGUCAAUGAGAUAAAGGAGCUUCUGAGCAGUGGUUCAUCUCCUACCCAACUCAAAACAGCCCUAGCUUCAAACUCCGCAACCCCUCAGGAGAAAAUGGACGCCUUAUUCUCUGCCCUCUUUGGAGGCGCAGGCAAGGGAUUCGCCAAAGAAGUGAUCAAAAAGAAGAAAUACCUCCUGGCCUUGAUGAUGAUGCAAGAAGAAGCAGGAGCUCCUCAGCAGAUGGUUUUGCUUAACGGAAUAGAAUCCUUCUGCACAAAGGCAAGCACAGAGGCUGCCAAAGAAGUUGCUCUUGUUAUCAAAGGUCUUUACGAUGAAGACCUUUUGGAAGAGGAUGUGAUUGUUGAAUGGUACAAUAAAGGCAUUAAAAGCUCCCCUGUGUUGAAGAAUGUUACUCCGUUCAUUGAGUGGCUCCAGAAUGCUGAGUCUGAGUCUGAGGAAGAGUGAUGCAGUGUUUCUUUUACUUAGUGUGGUUUAAAAUUUGGUCUGCGUUUUUGUGUCUCUGUGUCUGUCUGGUUCUGUGUGAGUCUUGAAUAAGGUAAGAGGACAGUGGCCAAGGUUUCUUCUAUACGUUAAGUAACACUGGUCAUUAGUCUCUCUGUUGUUUGGUCUCUAUAGAUGAUCUCGCCACUCUGUUUCAAUGUUUAAGACGGUUUGUUUAUGUUCUGUACCUUUGUAUUUGUCAUGAACUCAUGAUUUAGAUAACUUAUGUUGUAUGCUUUGGUUUUAUGUUUUCUACUUUUCUUAGAAUUACUGUGACGAUUCCAUAGUUUUUAAAUCGAUUAACCAGAAUAGGUAUUGUUGAGUUUUAAGAAAACAAAUCUUUGUUU
Arabidopsis arenosa is the source of this 1799-nucleotide messenger RNA. The record is from the annotation of a GenBank genome assembly. NCBI's taxonomy places the organism in Eukaryota, Viridiplantae, Streptophyta, Magnoliopsida, Brassicales, Brassicaceae.